UUCUGUAGUCGACGGAGACCAAAACCCUUUCAACUCGCGGAUCAAAAUCGGAUCGUGUCCGAAACACCACCUCUGAUUUCCCCCAAAUCCGAUUGCCAUCGAUGGCUCGGCCGGAGAUACAGCUAAGUGCGGCGAAGCGGGCAUACCGGAGUGCUAAGGAGAUCGGGAACCGGCGGGAAGAAGCGCGGUGGGCAAAUGUGAUCGGAGAUAUCCUGAAGAACCGCGGCGAGUACGUCGAGGCUCUCAAAUGGCUUCGGAUUGAUUACGAGGUCUCUGUGAAGCACUUGCCUGAGAAAGAUGUGCUUCCGACUUGUCAGUCUCUCGGCGAGGUCUAUUUCCUUCUCGGCGAUUUCAAGCAAGCAUUGGUUUAUCAGAAAAAGCAUCUACAGCUCGCUGAGGAUGCUAAUGAUACUGCAGAGGAGCAACGAGCAUGUACCCAGCUUGGACGUACGUACCACGGAAUAUUUAUAAAAUCCGAUGACGAUGAUGAUGCCAUUCAAAAUGCAAAAAAGUAUUUUAAGACGGCCAUGAGACUUGCACAGAUCCUCAAGGAGAAUCCGCCUGCUGGUGGAUCAUCUUUUCUCGAAGAAUUCAUCGACGCACACAAUAACAUAGGAAUGAUGGAGUUGGAUCUUGAAAAUUUGGAAGCGGCACAUGCAAUACUCACAAAAGGGCUGAAGAUUUGCGAUGAGGAGGAGGUGAGCGAGGAUCAUGCGGGGCGCAGUAGGCUUCACCAUAACCUUGGAAAUGUUUACAUGGAGUUGAGAAAGUGGGAUAAAGCAAAGGAGCACAUCGAGAUGGAUAUCAAAAUUUGCUGUAAAAUUUGUCACCGCCAAGGUGAAGCCAAGGGGUAUAUCAAUCUUGGGGAACUGCACAACAGGGUUCAGAAGUAUGAAGAUGCACUGUCGUGUUAUGGUAAAGCUCUUAGUCUAGCCAAAUCCAUGGAGGACGAGAGUGCAUUGGUUGAACAGAUUGAGCAAAAUAUUAAUACAGUCAAACAAGCCAAGAAGGUAAUGGAAGAAUUGGGAGAAGGGGAGCUUAAGUUUAAGAAGUUGUCACUAGAAAUGAAUGAUGCUAAAGGUACCUCAGAAGAACGGAAUCGUAUGCUCCAGGUUAAUGCUUGUCUUGAUUGUCUUAUUGAGAAAUCUCGCAUGAUAUCAGCGUGGUUGAAGCAUCUUGAAUUUUCAAAAAAAAAGAAGAGAAUAUCAAAUGAACUCUGUGACAAGGAAAAAUUGAGUGAUGCUUUCUUGGAUGUCGGAGAGUCAUACGAAAAGCUCAGAAAUUUCAGAAAGGCGCUCAAAUGGUACACCAAGGGUUGGGAGGGCCACAAGUCAAUUGGUAAUCUGGAGGGUCAGGCACUAGCGAAAAUUAGUAUCGGUGACACUUUAGACUGUAUUGGCGAAUAUAAUGGAGCGCUCCAAGCAGUUGAAGAGGGGUACAGAAUUGCUUUAGAAGCCAAUCUUCCUAGAGUACAGCUUUCUGCUCUGGAAAAUAUGCAUUACAGCCAUUUGAUCAGACUUGAAAAUGCUGAGCAAGCGAGGAAGUUGAAGGUCGAAAUUGAAAAUCUUAAGCAGUCAAUAGAGAUGAUGGAACAUGGGGCAGAAGAUGGAUGCCCCGAGACCGAGUCAGAAGGGAAAGAGAACUUGUCAAAUGACAGGCAUAAUGCAAAUAACUCGCCAGAAGUCCAAACAUCAAAUUCACAAAGAUCAAAACCAUUAGCAGAUUUUGAUGACGAAAACGAUGAUGCACCACUGAUUUCAUUUAUCCAGCCUAGGAGACGUUUGUCCAAACGGAAAACUGAUAACACAGUAAAGCAUGAUAUUGAGCAGACCAAGGCUGCUUCUCCAAAGGAGUUCUCUGAAAAGAGAGGCAGUCAACAGACAGUCGUUGGACGGAAGCGCAUCCGAUUAAUCAUCUCAGAUGAUGAAAGUGAAACUGAGUUUGAGCUGGGAACACCAAAAAACAGUUGUCUCAAAUUUCCUAGGCAGAAUGCUGAGGCUUCUGGAAGAGUUAACUGUAAGGAUAAGUGUGCAGAUCCUCAAAAUAAUGUUGAAGAAAGUUCAUGCUCGUAUAAGCCUCUGAAUCCCGCUGAGGUUGCUUCAAGUGGAAACAGUUAUAAAUCUUUGAAUAACAGUAAAGUUGUCAGUACACCUGACCGUGUCACUAGAGGAUCUCAAUAUGAUAAUGGGGAUUCUAAGGGAAUGCAACAUAAAUAUGGAGCUUCUCUGUUGAACUUCCAUUGUUAUUGCAAAGCAGAUGAUCAAAAAAUAAUAUUCAGAUUCGAGAAUGGCUGCCAACAGAUAUUAGGUUCAUGUUUUGUCAAUGACAAGUUAUACACAGAGUCUUUGAAGGUGGAACUUGCUUGCUUGUACUAUCUACAGCUUUCUGAAGAAGAGAAAACCAAAGGUCUGUUGCCAAUCAUUCAAGACAUUGAAUGUGGUGGAAGAACUGUAGGAUCUUUUGAGUUAUGUGAGACUCUUACCGGUUCGGCUGGAAGUGUUGUGAUUGAAGCUUUUAUUGGCGGCUGGGUUCACAAGCGCCUCAUGAAACUAUACAUGGAUUGUUGCCAAGAGUUGUCAGAGACACCCAAUAUGAAAUUGCUUAAGAAACUAUAUAUCUCGGAGGUUGAAGAUGAAGUCAAUGUGUCUGAAUGCGAGCUGCAAGAUAUAUCAGCUGCUCCGUUAUUGCGUUCCCUCCAUGUCCACAACUCAGUUGCUAUGCUGGAUCUUUCUCACAAUAUGUUAGGGAAUGGAUCAAUGGAGAAACUGAAGCAACAUUUUUCCUCAUCAACCCAGAGAUAUGGUGCUUUGGCUUUGGAUUUGCACAGCAAUCGGUUCGGUCCAACAGCUUUGUUUCAGAUCUGUGAAUGUCCUGUCCUAUUCACUCGGUUGGAAGUCCUCAAUAUAUCCAGAAAUCGACUUACUGAUGCAUGUGGUUCAUACCUUUCAACCAUCUUGAAAAGUUGCAAGGCACUUUACAGCUUGAAUGUAGAAUAUUGUUCACUCACAUCUAGAACGAUCAUAAAGAUUGCCAAUGCAUUGGAUUCUGAAUCAGGACUAUCACAGCUCUACAUUGGAUACAAUAAUCCGAUAUCAGGGAAUGCCAUCCACAGCCUCUUGGCCAAACUGGCUACUCUGAGCAGCUUCACAGAGUUAAGUUUGAAUGGUGUGAAGCUGAGCAACCAAGUUGUCGAUAUCCUCUCCAGAGUGGCUAAGACCCCAUCUUUGUCACAGCUUUUGCUAGGAGGCAGCGGAAUAGGAACAGAAGGAGCUAUAAAAGUCACUGAAUCAUUAUGUUAUCAGAAGGAAGAAACUGUAAAGCUUGACCUCUCAGGCUGUGGAAUAGCUUCUGCUUUCUAUCAUAAACUCUGCAGCGAUAGUACUCUAGCUUCUAGCAUUCUCGAGCUUAACGUUGGAGGAAAUUCUGUUACUGAAGAGGGGGUCGGUGCACUGGCAAUGCUGCUUAAAAAUCCUCAAUGCAGCUUAAAAUCUUUGAUCCUUAACAAGUGUCGACUUCGGCUCCCUGGAAUUCUGCGAAUAAUUCAAGCGCUCUCAGCAGAUAAUAAAACUCUGGAAGAGCUUAACCUCGCCGAGAAUGGUGAAAUGGACGAGACUCGCACGUUCCCAUAUGACCAAUUAGUGAAAGAAAGCUCGGAAAAGGCUCAGACAAAACACGGAACUUGUGAACCUGCAUCCAAGAGGGGGGAAGCCGAGAGAGUUGAAAACGAAACCCUAAAUCCAUACCUCAACAACGAGCAAGAUCUAUGUAAAACCGGAAUCCAAUGCGAGGAUCUCGAAGUUGCGGAUAGCGAAGACGAGCAAGCUGGAAUACAAGUUUCAUCAAAGGAUCACUUCAUCAAAGAACUCUCCACUGCUCUCGCCAUGGCGAACCAUUUGCAAGUUUUGGACCUUAGCGAAAACGGGUUCUCGGUCGAAGCCUCGGAAUCGCUGUAUGCAUCAUCGUGGUCGUCGGGAGCGAGAACCGGCUUAGCUCAGAGGCAUGUGAAAGAUGGGACUGUCCACUUUUAUGUGAAGGGAAAAGAGUGCUGCAGUGUGAAGCCAUGUUGCAGAAAGGAUUUGAGCUGAAGACAAGAAAUUCUGAAACAGCGUGCGAGCUUCUCUUCUCUUCUCUUCCCUUCCCUUGAUUGAAGUCAUCUCAAAUUGAAAAUACAAAUUUGCUAAUUCAGAUUUAGAGAUUUCAAGUAUUUAGAAUGGUUAAUAGAAGCUUUUGUGUAUAUGAACGUAAAUUGUUCAAAUUAUUUGAUUCUCUUGA
Molecule: messenger RNA, 4272 nt
Organism: Tarenaya hassleriana
Lineage: Eukaryota; Viridiplantae; Streptophyta; Magnoliopsida; Brassicales; Cleomaceae
Product: protein TONSOKU
Exons: 20
Coding region: 102-4085 (1327 amino acids)
Biological process (GO): epigenetic regulation of gene expression; meristem structural organization; response to DNA damage checkpoint signaling
Cellular component (GO): nucleus
Molecular function (GO): protein binding
Source: RefSeq, a predicted model, not a curated record